CAAUCAAUUCAUCAUCUCUUCUUCCUCAUCGCUCUGAAACUGAAAACCCUAAUUACUACUGUAAGCUGUUAUGGGCGCGAGUCGAAAAUUACAAGGAGAGAUAGAUCGGGUGCUGAAGAAGGUUCAGGAAGGCGUUGAUGUUUUCGACAGCAUCUGGAACAAGUGGAAUGUAUAUGAUUCAGAUAAUGUUAACCAAAAGGAGAAGUUUGAGGCGGAUUUGAAGAAGGAGAUCAAGAAGUUGCAGCGGUAUAGGGAUCAGAUCAAGACUUGGAUUCAGUCUAGUGAGAUCAAAGAUAAAAAAGUCAGCGCAUCAUAUGAGCAAUCGCUGGUUGACGCUCGGAAGCUCAUUGAGCGAGAAAUGGAGAGGUUUAAGAUCUGUGAGAAAGAGACCAAGACUAAAGCCUUCUCUAAGGAAGGACUGGGUCAGCAACCUAAAACUGACCCAAAAGAGAAGGCAAAGUCAGAGACAAGAGAUUGGUUGAACAAUGUGGUCAGUGAACUCGAGUCACAGAUUGAUAGCUUUGAGGCUGAGUUGGAAGGACUGUCUGUCAAAAAAGGAAAGACAAGGCCGCCCAGAUUGACACAUCUUGAAACAUCUAUUUCAAGGCACAAAGAUCAUAUAAUAAAGUUGGAAUUGAUCUUGAGACUUCUGGACAAUGAUGAAUUAAGUCCAGAACAAGUAAAUGAUGUCAAAGAUUUUCUGGAUGAUUAUGUUGAACGAAAUCAGGAUGAUUUUGACGAAUUCAGUGAUGUUGACGAGCUCUAUAGCACGUUGCCGCUUGAUGAGGUGGAGGGGCUUGAAGAUCUAGUUACUGCUGGCCCCCUUGUCAAGGGUACUCCUCUGAGCAUGAAAAGUUCUUUGGCAGCACCAGCACCACAAGUUCGGAGCAUAAGUUUGCCAGAUGAUUCAACUGUAUCGGAUAGCAACUCUGAGGCACUUCCAAAAACCCCUCCGGCAAAGAAUGGCGCAAGCCUUCACUCAGCACCAACAACACCCGUUGGGGGACGUUCAAGUCAGAAUGUUCCCGUCAGCAAUGUUCCAAAUGCACCAGUUGUUGUAUCAACUUCUGUUCCUGUUCAAACUUCCACGGAAAGCAUGGGAAGUUUGUCUCCAGUGGCUGCAAAGGAAGAAGACGCAACAACCUUGUCUUCCCGUAAACCACCCUCAUCUGUUGCUGAUGCUCCAGUGAAGGGCAUUGGUAGGGUUAGUAUCCCCAACCAGCCUCAACCAAGUCAGCCUGUGUCUCCAAGUCCUACUAGUGGAGCUCGCAUUAGUGUUACUUCAGCAGCUGAAGUUGCAAAGAGGAAUAUAAUGGGAGUUGAGAGCAACGUCCAACCUCUAACUUCCCCGCUGAGCAAAAUGGUAUUGCCACCAGCUGCGAAGGGUAGUGAUGGAACUGGCUCUGAUAGUAACCCUGGCGAUGUUGCAGCAAGUAUCAGUAGAGCUUAUUCACCGUCUAUUGUAUCUGGUUCGCAGUGGAGGCCUGGAAGUCCCUUUCAGAGUCAGAAUGAGGUCCGUGGAAGAACUGAAAUAGCACCAGAUCAAAGAGAGAAAUUUUUACAGCGGUUACAGCAAGUACAACAAGGCCAUGGGAACCUUUUAAGCAUGCCUUCUCUAUCCGGAGGAAACGAGAAGCAGUUUUCUUCACAACAGCAAAAUCCUCUUUUACAGCAGAGUUCUGGUAUCUCUCCUCAUGGUAGCAUGGGAAUCCAGGCACCAGGUUUUGGUGUCAUGAGUUCUGCCUCCUUACAGCAGCCGUCAAAUGCCAUAACUCAGCAACUGGGUCAGCAGCCUUCCGUUACAGAUGUAGAUCAUGCCAGAAAUGAUGAUCAGCUGCAACAAAACUUACCUGAUGAUUCAACUUCCAUAGCAGCUUCAAAAACCAUUCCAAAUGAGGACGAUUCUAAAGGUCUAUUUGAUACUCCGUCGGGAAUGCCCAGCUACAUGUUGGAUCCAGUACAGGUAACUAGAGACGGCCCUGAUUUCUCUCCUGGGCAACCCAUACAACCGGGCCAAUCUUCGAAUAGCCUCGGUGUCAUUGGACGCAGAAGUAACUCUGAAUUAGGAGCCAUUGGUGACCCUUCAGCUUUAGGGCCAAUGCAUGAUCAGAUGCACAAUCUCCAGAUGCUUGAAGCUGCCUACUAUAGACUUCCUCAACCCAAAGAUUCAGAACGGCCUAGACCGUAUACUCCGAGGAACCCAGCAAUCACACCUCAAACAUUUCCCCAAACACAAGCACCAAUCGUUAACAACCCUUUGUUCUGGGAACGUUUAGGCAGCGAUCAGUAUGGAACUGAUACAUUGUUCUUUGCAUUUUAUUACCAGCAGAACUCAUAUCAGCAGUAUCUAGCGGCAAAAGAGCUGAAGAAACAGUCAUGGAGAUACCACAGAAAGUUCAACACAUGGUUCCAGAGACAUAAGGAGCCAAAGAUUGCAACGGAUGAGUAUGAACAGGGAGCUUAUGUUUACUUUGAUUUCCAAACCCCCAAAGACGAGAAUCAAGAGGGAGGAUGGGUUCAAAGGAUCAAAAACGAGUUCACGUUUGAAUACAGCUAUCUUGAAGAUGAACUCGCCGUAUAGAAAAAGGAGAGAUCUAUGUUUCAUAAUGUAUGUACUCUUCAGCAAUGUUUUCUUUCUUUCAAUAAACAAAAUACUAUUCCGUUGUUUCAAAGUUUGAGAUAGUAAUAUUUUCUUGGUUCUAUGCAAUCCAUAUAUAUUUAUUUUUGGUCCAGACUAAUAAUAACUACAGUA
Eruca vesicaria subsp. sativa (arugula) is the source of this 2752-nucleotide messenger RNA. The record is from the annotation of a GenBank genome assembly. NCBI's taxonomy places the organism in Eukaryota, Viridiplantae, Streptophyta, Magnoliopsida, Brassicales, Brassicaceae.